CGACUUUUUCGCAUGUAGUCCUGAUUGGCGGUGGCCCCAGCGCCUGGCUGCCAUGUUUUAUUAAAAAUUGCGGGGUGUGUUUGUGAUUUUAAGACACUACAACAACAUCCCCAAAGACAGGUCUACAAUGGGGGUCUGCCGCAAAACUAUUACGACGGACCGGUGUAGCGAAUUCUAAGAAGAAACCAAUACGAACGACCCAAGACAUUUCUAAAAACAACUAUAACCUAACUAAAUCAAAAUCAAUUUCUCUCUACCUACUUUUUGGUUUUUUGUGAUGCAUUCAGCUACUCGUUAUAAUGUACCAUUGUAAACGAGUCGUCCUGACGGAAUCGAGCAAGCGAGUGGCCCCCGGAAACAAGAAACUACGCAACGCACCCCAUUACAGCCUCAACUAAUUGAAAAUAUUAUGAAGUACCCACAACUUCUUUCCAUGCCCACGGCCGUAUCUGACUGGCUUGAAGAACAGCUUGAAGCACGCGGCAUUGAUGCUGUCGUCUAUACCAGAUAUGUGCUUAGCAUUUUGUACAGAGAUCCCGUUGAUGUUAUAUGUUCCGAGCGAGAACUUCAAUUUUCCCCUCAACCCAAUAACAAGGAAGUGAGACGUUCCAGCAGUGGUAGAAAACGUUUUCGUCGUUCUUCAGGCUGGUACACUCUCAAUCUGUCGGAUGCUGAAAAAUUGAAACGUUCCGCAGCCGUUCAAUGUCUUAUGUCCGCUUCUGACCAGGAAUGUGGAUUUGAAUCAUUGGUGGAUGAAUUAUGCGAAAAAUUGAAACAAGUUAAUCGCGGAAUAUCCCCGGAAUCGCCGACAAAAGAAUUGGAAAAGAAUCAAAGUGUUGAUCGAACAUCAUCGCCGGCGGAUUUGGUUAAACGUUACUAUGCUGCGUUUCCGGCACUUUCAAACGAUUCCCCGGGCAUAAUAAACCUGAUUCCAAAGUGGUUGGGUUCGCCGAAAAAACGCCACAACGUCAGAAAACAACAAACUGUAAAACCUGAUACUGAAAUGAAGAAACCGGCGACGUCGCGAUUACAAAAAUUCAAACAAUUCAAGAAGCACUUCAAUCAAUAUAAUUUCAAGUACGCCAAGAAGAUUGAGGAGAAAGAUUUUUGGGAUUUUUAUAAUUGCGAGAACAAUAAAAAUUUAAUGAUGGACGAGAUUGAGAAUAACAAUAAAGUAGCCGAUGAUGAUUGGAGAUGUUCUGAUGAUAACCUAACAAUGUACGACGAUAUGAUACAAGAUAACAUAAGAAACUUAUUAGAUUCGCCAGUUGAUAAUAAUAGAAAUGAGGACGAAGUUGCAGUCGAAAUGAUGAACAUGGCCAAUAUGAAACAAGAAGGAAAUAAACAUAUCGAACAUCACUCGAUGUUUUUCGAUGAAACAAUUUGGUCAUGCAGCAAAUUCGAAGACACAGAAGACUUUCUUCAAAACAAAUUAAAAGCAAUUUCGAUUGAUGCAAAACCAAUUCAAUGUUGUUCGGUAGAAAAUGAAAAAAACACUAUCUUUGAGAACCAACAAAGUUUCUUUUCGAUUUGGCCGAUUGAAAAGUGGUCAGAACAUGAUGAAAAAACUACCACUGAAGACAUUCACGAUCAAAUGCGUAGCUUAUCUGUUAUUAAUCACUCCGAAACGAGCCUAUUUAAAAAAGUUAUCCACAAACCGCACGAAAAUCACGCGGCACAUCACGUCGCGACUCCACCUCCAAGAAAAAUAACAAAAAUCGACGAAAACUACGUUGAUUUAUGGGAUUCCCAUCAAUGCCGUUUUAAACCAAUCGGCGAAACAAUUGUUCCCGGUAUGAAUCAGUAUGAAGAUGGGAUGACGUUUCGUGUAAAUAGCGAUUUUGAAAAAAUCGACUGGCGUAAAACAUCGGCUGGAUUUUUUUACGUCAACGACGACCCGUUACAAAGGAAAUACCUUGAAUUUAAUCGCGAACCGAAAAAACUCGAUGGAGACGGAUUUGUACCAAAAUAUUUGGUAAAACAAGAUGACGAACGUCUUCAAACGGAAUCUUCUAGUCCAAAAGCGCGACGGAAACUAUGUUUUUCCAGUGAAAGCGAGGACGACGAAUUAAACGGGUAUUUAAGUCCAGCUGUUGAUGAUGAAAAUGAAGAAGACGAAAAAAAUGAAUCGGAGGAUGAUGAUGCAGUUGAUGAUGAUGGUGAUGAAUCGGAAACUGUUAUUAAGAACUCGUGCUCUUGUAGCAAAAUCGGUUGGGAUGUUUAUUGGAACAAUAUGGAAAAUAAAAUGUUGGAUAAAGAUGUUAUUAAGAAUAUUUGGAAGAGUGGAGAGAGUUGUUUGGAUUGUGAGAAAAGACAAAAGGAAGAAAAACUUACUAUGGAGGGGAUCCAAUCAAAAUUAAGGGAGGAAUGUAUUCUUGAUGGGGAACAGCUUCUUUUAGAUUUAAACUCGGUUCAAAAUAAAUUUUUAGAAGAGCUACCUGCAAUAGAAGAUUCGUUCAACAUUUCCGAAUUGUUAAAUGGCAUAAAAGAACGUAAGAGGCGCCACUCGUCGAUAAACGGCGACGGAGUGGCGCCCGAUUUUUUUACGACGCGCCUCCAGGAGGAUUGCCUAAUUAAAAUUGGUCGACUCCCGGUGCUGCGCUCGAUGACGCUAGGACGCGUUGGUUAAAAACCACUCUCUCCCCCCUUUCAUUGAGGAUAGCAAAGAAGAGAAUACGAAAGAAUAAAGCGAAGGUAAAAAAUAUAGAUAAAAAUGUUAGAUGUAGCUGUGGCACCGGAAAAUCUCUCACUACAGUUUAAAUUUAAAAAAAACGUGGUAGAAAAGCUAUUUAAAAAAUUCUUUUAAAACUAUUUUUAAAAAAAAAAAUACAAAAACAGUUUUAGAAAGAUAUAGGGGAGAGGGAAAAAGUAUAUAAGUAAAUAAACGAAAAGUAAUUAAUAAGUAAUGAAUUAUUAAUGAAACGAAAUGAAUUAACACGCACGGUCGCACCAGGUAAGAUACGUUUUUUUUUUUUGGUUUGAUGAUAAAAAAAGAAAAAAAAAACGUCUCUCUCAAAACUGCCAUAUUAAUUUCAGUGCAGAUUGUUGUUUGAUGAACACAAAUAAAAAAUGGGGGGGACCCUCUCAAUUUUGUUGUUCA
Messenger RNA from Onthophagus taurus, 3100 nucleotides. RefSeq lists its product as uncharacterized. Lineage: Eukaryota; Metazoa; Arthropoda; Insecta; Coleoptera; Scarabaeidae. The record is from RefSeq and is a predicted model, not a curated record.